This is a messenger RNA of Columba livia (rock pigeon), 4376 nucleotides long. It is a transcript of the gene TMEM229B, whose product is annotated as transmembrane protein 229B. NCBI's taxonomy places the organism in Eukaryota, Metazoa, Chordata, Aves, Columbiformes, Columbidae. The transcript is spliced from 3 exons. The record is from RefSeq and is a predicted model, not a curated record. Bases 256 to 759 code for a protein of 167 amino acids.
GUCGCACGCCUUUGGUCCGAAAACUGCUGGAGUCUGAAACGGCUCGGACUUGCUGGAGGCAACCCGGUCAACCUGCGGAUGCUGUGAACCAGGAGCUGCGCAAAAAGCGGGAGAGCUCCAGGAUUCCUUCCCGGAAAAGCCCUCCUCUACACUCUCAAGAAAACCCUACCUUUCUCCUUCCCGCUGUGAAAUGGUGCCUUCUGGGCAGCGCACACCCAGGCAUUGCCGAGUUCCUGCUGGGGUGUGUGCAGAAGAAUGGCUGCGGCAGAACCUCUGACAGCUUUCUCACGAUGGUACCUCUAUGCCAUUCAUGGCUAUUUCUGUGAGGUGAUGUUCACAGCAGCCUGGGAGUUUGUGGUCAACUUUAACUGGAAGUUCCCAGGUGUUACCAGUGUGUGGGCGCUCUUCAUCUAUGGCACCUCCAUCCUCAUUGUGGAGAAGAUGUAUCUGUAUCUCAAAGACAAGUGUAACAUUUUAGUGCGCUGCUUCAUUUACACGCUUUGGACAUACCUCUGGGAGUUUACCACUGGCCUCAUCCUACGCCAGUUCAAUGCCUGCCCAUGGGACUAUUCCCAGUUUGAUUUUGACUUCAUGGGCCUGAUCACCCUGGAGUAUGCCAUCCCAUGGUUUUGUGCUUCUAUCAUUAUGGAGCAGCUGGUGAUCAGAAACACGCUGCGCUUACGAUUUGAUGAGACUGCUGAGCCAGGGGCCCCCACCGUCCCCGUUGCCUUGGCCAACGGCCACGUGAAGACUGACUGAGCAGUGAUUUGGAACCAUACUUAGCAAUCUGAGAGAGCCCAGACCUCUACCACAGACUGCCAGCUCUGGCUCUGAGGUACUGAUCCUUGCUGUAUGAUAAGUUUCAUAAACCCCAUUUUUCUAAUGGGGCGUGCAUGGGAUAUACCAGAAAAAAAUGGAACCAAUAGAUUUUCUAUGGAUUUUACUCUUUGGGCUCCAAGGACCCAUAUGUUACUUGUUAGUUAGGUCAUUUCUGAUUUUAACUUAUUACAAAUGAAAGCAGUCCUUUUGCUUACUCUUUUAUGUGGAGAAAGAAGAAAAAGAAAUACUAAGGUGGAAAUGCAUACAAAAAGAAAAAAAAAACUGAUUAGCGGAUGGACAUGGACGCGCCAGCUAAAUUAGUGAUUGGCUUACUCCAUUAGGCAAUAUUCAGGUGCUUGCUUGCAACCAAUACCUCCCGUGGGACCUGAGAUGCUGCAGGAAUGAGGAAAAUCCAUCUGCUGUUGAGAAGAACCUAAGACUGGCAGUCUGCUGGGGAGGUGGAGGGUAUUGCCCUUGCGAGGUCCCACUGGCCUCUCCCCAGGUUCUUUGUUGCACCGUGAAAUAAUCUGGUGCUGGACAUCUUGCUGAAUUUAUACAGAUCUUGUACUUUUUGAAAUCUCAGUCCUGAUACUCACUAGAAAUUUUUCUUUUUUUUUCUUUUUUUUUUUCUUUUUUUUCUUCUCUUUUUUCCUUUUUUUUUUUUUUUUUUUAAAUAAAGGCCAUUUUUUGCCAAGCAAAUUUUACCAUAAUCUGUGCAAUCUGAAUCUUGGCAAAAGGCGCAAGAAAUAGCGUGAGUCUUCCCAUCUCCUCUGUCCCCUCGAAGCAGACCUUACCUGAAGGGCAGCUGCAGAUUCCAGCUCCCAUCUCAGCCAUGCAAACCUCGGAGAGGCUGUACAGGCCACAGAGUUUUCUGCCUUCCUUCCCAGGGAUUCUUCUGUUUCUGGUGAUGUUGAUGAUUUAGUCUGGCUGCAACCCCUUGUAUUUGAAGGUCAAGACCUUCAUGUGACCAACGUGGCAUCCAGGAUUGGGUCCUCUGGCACUGACUCUCACCUUCCUUCAGCACUGGCAGGGCUUGUGUCAGUUCUGCCCAGUUGUUCUCCUCAGUGUAUCACGAGGAUUUGCUUUUCCUUCCCAAAUUAUGCUUUAAAUAACCACAGCCAUGUUGUCAUUACAAUAAUUGCAGGCAGCAAGAGAUAUGCCAUGCUGCCUGAUAUAUUAUUUUAAAAAAACAAGGCAAAUAUCCUUCUCUGAAGAGCACUUCAUGCUCUGCCUGAGUGAGGCUUUGAGUUAGGGUGCAAGAGCAGCAGUAGAGUGGUAGGGCAGGAGGGAGUGCUGUGGCUCCACUGUAGAACUACCUGUGUGGGGGAGAGUUUGAAAUUUUACCUGUGGGGGACAUUUGAGGAGUAUUCAGAGGGUGCUUGAUAGUGGCAGGCACAGGUUCAUAAGUUGUUCUGGCAACUCUUGGCUUUUGAAGUUAGCCAUGAACAUGGAGCUUCCAGAUGUCAGAUGUAUCUCACUCCUAACUGGUUUAUGGGAGAGAUUUGCUGUAGGUGCCCUGUAGGGCUAUAUUAAUUUUAGGUGUUGUGCCAGCAUAGUCAACAGAGCUGCACCAAGGAUCAGUUUGGCUUGAAAUACAAACGUGUUGGUGUGGUUGUGGGAUUCCACUCCUUUAUGGGAAGUGGCCAGGCUAUUUCUCUAUGUGUCCCUGUCUCUGGUAGGGAGCGUUCAGCUGUGAAGCUGCUUCUUGCCCUGUGGCAUCCGUUCUUGAGGGGAAAAGCACUCUUGGCCCUGUGAGGAUAAUUGCUUUUUGUUUCUCCUCUUAUGAAGGCUGUAUUAAUCCUUUUUGUAUCACACAGAAUGCAAUUAUUUUAUUUCUCCCCUUUGCCUUCUCACGUGGCAUCUGUUGCUGGCAAUGAGCAUAUGCAGACACUGGUGGCACAUAGUUAAUCGAAUCUGCCCUUGGGUAUGCAAUGUCUCCUGAAGCACCCAGAAUACUUAGGUGGGUAUUUAGAGUUCCCUUUUUAUAGUUCAUUAAAUUAAAAGAGAACAAACACUGAACGGAUUUUUUUUUUCCAUGCCAUGAUGCCAGUAUUAUGAAAGCAGGGGAAUAGAGCGUAGUUUAUCAGCCUUGAUGGAGUUGGGCAUGUAGACCCAGACAAAAUAGUCACCUGACGCUGUACAUCGGGAACAAAAGAGAUGAGAUUUGUAUGUGGGAUAAUGUAGAAGAGCUCUACUGGACCAGAACAAGAAUUGCAAGGUGCAGGUGAGAGUUGGGAUCUUCCCAUUUUGGCCCUGGUUCUUUUAAGGUCAUUAAAUGCUGUGUGUAAAGCUAGCUUGUCCUCUCACAGCACAGCUUAAGCAUGGUGUCGUGCUGCCUCACACACCACCCUUGCAUCACCUGAACCCCUCAGCUUCAUAGAAACAUCCUUCAGAUCCCUGCUUUCUCCUUAGGUGUUACCAAACUCUUCAAAAAGGUUAAAAGGAGUUAGCAAGGUGGUUUGGUGACUCCCAGCUGCAGCUGGGACUGGGAGAGGAGUGGCUGUUCACAGAGCUAACCUGGUGCACAGUCGCAAUCAUGUGUCUUGACCUUAGAAGCUCCCCACUAAAUGACACUGUUUUUGCUCAGUGAUGUGAUAUUCAGAUGCCCAAACUACUGAGGGGUUUCCCAGCAGCAUCUGGUAUCUUAUUCCGUUAUCCUUGUUGCCUGUGCCCUUGUAACAGCUGUCAUAGUCUGCUUUCCACUUAUGUCUGACAUGUACAACCCAGCUAUUGCAUCCUCAAAAGAGUGGUUAUUUACACCCAGAAGUGCACUUUAUUUGCAGUUUGCACACCAGAAACAGAAAGGAACCCAGCAAAUUCUUAAAUCAAUUAAAAUAAUUAUACAUAAUACCGUGUACCUAAUGCAGCAGGAUUAGCCAGACUACAGUCAGAGCUUUGUCUUUUCUGCAAAAUCUCCCUUUUUAAUACGUGAUGCUUCUUAAAACGUCUUACAGAAGUGCCCAGAGCACAUUACUGGGGUCUCAGUGGCAGCUCAGCAAGAGCUCAGGAGCUGGACUGAAGUUGUAGAGACAUUUACAUUAAGGAAAAAAAACGCACAAGGCCUAACAUUUGUUUGUACGUGUAUCUUCCUCAGUAGAUUAAAGUUGCCUGUUUUGAGUUCACCAGCAAUAAAAAAAACUUGUGAUUUAUGUACUUUGUCCUAACUGCAGCAAGGAGAGAGUGGCCCAUGGCUGCUUUUCUUUUCCGGGGGGGUGGUGGGUGGUGGGACAUGGACUCCAGUUACCCCAAGGUUCCUGUUUUGCCUCCCUUCUCUUGGUUCUCUCUUGUAUGGUCCACCCUAAAGGAUCUCAAAGCACAUGAUGAAAUACAGAGUCUGGUGUCCUGCAUGCAAGAGGCAGUUCCAGCAUUACUGUGAUGUUUGUUCAAGUUCCCAAGAUCCAAGAUCUUGCCGGAGGGGAACGGUUGUUCUACAGCAGGACCAGACUGCCUUUGGUUCUGCGGUGUUACAAUGGAGAGAAGUGUGUACAUGUGUACCAGGUACUACUGCGCCUUUGGUCUGAGUGCAUUUUGUAAUAAAAGCAGAAUAAUCCAAUCAA